AUGAAUCUUUUCUGUUUUUCUCUGGAGGGCUCAAUGGACAGCUUGUAUGAGCCUGUCCCAGAACAUCCAGAACCCAAGGAUACAACUACUACUGACGGCCAGGCUAACACUCCUGUGAGCAUGCACGUAAGCUGUGGACCACCUGAUAGGUCUACAUCUUUGGAAUUUCCUGAAUUUGAGAACACACUGACCAAGAAAAGAAAAUCCAUCCAGAAGUCCAUGUCUGAAAAUGAAGCAUUUGACAGGAAAAAUUUGAAUGGCACACUUUGGCAGGUUUCCAGGAAGCCAGAGAAUGAUUCGUACAUCAGAAGGCACUGUCAGCUUGAAGAGGAUAAUAUUAUUGGUGAUGGGAUACAUUUGCUUCAAGGAAAGAAGAUAGAAGAAACAACAUGCCAGGUGAUAAAUUAUGAGCAGUGGAUUCCACCACGAGUUCACGUUCCAAGCGUGGCUGGUAACAGUGAAAUGGGUACAGAACCAGAUGAUAAAGCAGAGUCCAUGGGAACACUAAAACGAUUGCAGAAAUUGGUUCGAACCAAAAAAACGAGUACACAAAGCUUAGAGGAUGUCAAACAUGUUUUGCUCCCCUUCAGUAAGUGA
This is a messenger RNA of Melopsittacus undulatus (budgerigar), 597 nucleotides long. It is a transcript of the gene SAMSN1, whose product is annotated as SAM domain, SH3 domain and nuclear localization signals 1. Lineage: Eukaryota; Metazoa; Chordata; Aves; Psittaciformes; Psittaculidae. Bases 1 to 597 code for a protein of 198 amino acids. The record is from RefSeq and is a predicted model, not a curated record. The transcript is spliced from 9 exons.